Molecule: messenger RNA, 3879 nt
Organism: Styela clava
Lineage: Eukaryota; Metazoa; Chordata; Ascidiacea; Stolidobranchia; Styelidae
Product: nucleolar MIF4G domain-containing protein 1-like
Biological process (GO): ribosomal small subunit biogenesis
Cellular component (GO): nucleolus
Molecular function (GO): RNA binding; protein binding
Source: RefSeq, a predicted model, not a curated record
AUGUCUGAUAAUAAAGAAAGCCAGCAAACUGAGGCAAAAGAAUUAAUGCAUUACAGCAUUAGACAAAUAAUAGUCAAUUCAUAUCAAAUUAAUGUAAUCAUUGGGAAUGGUACUUGGUGAAUGCCCUAAUUGAUUCUUUCUGUGCCCCUUCCUCCCUAAUGGGAUUGAGUUUGAGUAACCCAUCUCUAGUCUCUUCAUUACUAAACAUCGAAUGGUGCCACUAUAUUUUUUAUGACUGAUAAUGUUGGUCUAAUAAUAUGCAAGAUUUGUGUUUUCCCAAUUAUUGAUUUUUAUAGAGACUACUUUAGUUUUAUUAUAGCUAUAGAAGUUUGGUGCAUAACUUGAUUGUCAUCCUGUAUGCUCAUAAAGUAUUAUUAUUUAACAGAUGUAUAAUAUUAAUUUUGAAAAUUGUGUCAUAAGAUUUAUUGGACCUCCUGGAGUAUGCGUACCAAGAUGGCGCACAACCUGAACUCAGGUUGUGUACCAGGUUAGGGUUCAGGUUAUAAGACAUCUUGGUGCCCAUACUUCAGGAGCACCGAUUUAUUGAUAUCUCUUUAUCUAACCUUAUUUUCAUUAGUGAUGAUUCAUCAUUGAUUAAUCAGCAUAUAAGAUUUCAUAGAUUAUUGUAUUAAACCAUGCAUUUGAAUUUUGAAUUCCUAAUCAGCAUUGAACCAAUGGCCUCAUCUCAUGUAUUUUAUAGAUUUAUAUUGGUUACCAAUUCAGAUUUCAUGAGGUAUAUUUGCUUGUAUUUGUAUUGUAUUUGGUGCGCUUCUGUGAUUUAUCACCUCUUGAAGCCUUUGAUUGUGUAGUUUUCCUUUAUCCCUCAAUGCUCUCCAUUAUCCUGUUCAAAAGUGUUUCAAUGUGAAAUGGUCUAAUGUCGAUAAAAUUAUAUAGAACAUUUCAAGUUGUACAGGGCCUAUCAGAGAAAAAGGUGUAAAUAAGCAUCAUUUAAAAUAAAUAAAGUUUAAUUACUCAAGUUUAUAUUUCUUAAUAUAGGAUAGAAAUUAGGCAUGUCUAUGAAAAGAAAAAGGUUAGAUGGAUCAAUAAAACUCAAUUCAACUAUUGAAAAAGUUUUUCGAAAAUAUGGUGAAUCUGAUGAUACCAGUACUGGAUUGGUAAAUCGUGAUCCAAUUAACGUAGGACGAAAACAAAAAAGAAGAGACAAAAAACGUCACAAGAAGGAAAAUAAACUAAAACAUUUCCAAUUUCUAUCAAAAAAUAAAUCAAAUACUGAACAAAAUAAUCAAAAAUUGACUCUUGAAUCGACAAUAAAAUCAAACGAAACUAACAAACCUGUAAAAUCAAACGAAACUAACAAACCUGAAAAGAAAAAAAGGAAAAUUGAAACUGAGAAAACACGACAAAAAAAAUCACUUGCAAGGGACAAUGCUGCUGAUGAUAAAGUAAUUACUUCUCUGGAGAAAAAAUUGUAUCUAAAUAAACGAAAAAAUACAAAAAAGCUGCCGAAAUCUUUCACUGACGCUGGUUUGGACUAUAUCUUAGGUGCUCUCGACAAUGGGGGGGAAAAUUCUGAAGAUGAAAUGAUAGCGGAGGAAGAGGAUGACUUUUUUACUGAUGAAAUCAAUAACAAUGAACAAGAAAUGAAUUUAUGUGAUCAGGAAAAUGAAGAUUCAGACUUGGAAAAAGAUGAUAAUUCUCAAUUAGAGGAGGCAGAAUCUGAAAAAAAAUUGGAAAAAGAUGAUGAAUCUCAGCCGGAAGAGGCGGAAUUUGAUGAAACUUUAGAGGAAUCUGAUAACGAUAAUUCACAAGAUGAUUUUAAUAUGAUUGCUGAAGAUUCUGAAACCACCAACACAGGAAAGUACAUUCCUCCUGCAAUGCGUGUCAAACUUUCUCAAGAACAAGAACAAAAUAUACAAAAACUAAAAAGAAAAGUUAAAGGUUUAUUUAAUAGGCUCAGUGAUGCAAACAUGAGCAAUAUAUGCAAUGAUAUUGAAAUGCUAUUUAGAGAAGGAAGUAGAGCCAUUAUGUAUAAAGUUUUGACUGACGUGGUCAUGGAUCAAUUUAGUGCGGCCGAUCCUGUACCUGACAGUUUAAUCAAUGAAACUGCCAUGUUGGUGUCGAUCAUAAGUACAAGAGUGGGAAUUGAAGCCCUAAUGCAUUUCUAUGAAACAACAUCUACAAAGCUCAAUUCGAUCAUACUUGCAAAAGAUAAUGUCCAUGGAAAAGCUGCAAAUAAUUUGCUCAAAGUCUUGGGAUGUUUAUAUCAAUUAAAAAGAAUAGACUGCAAGGUUAUUCUUGACAUCUUUCGAAUAUUAAUUUCAUCAUUUACGGAAAAGGACAUGGAACUUGUACUUGAUAUAUUGAACAAAGUUGGAUUUCAACUCCGAAAAGACGACCCGGAAUCGUUGAAAGAUAUAAUCAAGGCAAUUAACUCAAAAUGUGAAGAAUUGAAUGUGUCCAUGGAUGAUGGUUCAAGAAUGUCCUUUAUGUUAAACAUAUUGAUGGCUGUCAAAAACAACAAUAUCAGAAAAGUCACAGGUUUUGACCCCGAUGCAGUUUCUAAGAUGAGAAAGAAGUUUGCUGCACUGACGAGAAAUUCAACUGGAGAUUCCAGUUCUGAUACUGUACCCCCAGUUAAGUUACAGGAUUUUCUAGAUGCUGAAACCAAUGGUAGAUGGUGGAUUGUGGGCAGCUCCUUUGCUGGUAGACCAAUGUUAGAUAAAACAGGAAACAAGCAAAAUGAAAAUGAAAUAAAAAUUGAUUUUUCUGUAUCUAAAAAUAUUGCCGAUGCUGCAAAAAGACAAAGAAUGAAUACUGACGUUCGUAGAAAUAUAUUUUAUGCCGUUAUGACUGCGGAUGAUUUUGUCGAUGCCUAUGAAAAAGUCUUGAAAUGUGGAUUAAAGGGUAAACAAUUGAGAGAGAUACCAAAUGUAAUCGUCGACUGUUGCCAACAAGAAAAAUUAUUCAAUCCUUAUUAUCUUCAUUUACUUGACAGAUUUUGCCAAAAUGAUCGUCAAUUUGGGAUCAGUUUACAAUGCACUUUCUGGGAUAAAUUCAAGGCAAUUGAUUCUCUCAAACAAAGUCAGAUGAACAAUAUCGUUGAGUUAUUAUCUCGACUUAUAAUCAUGGAAACACUAAGCUUAUCUUGUUUGAAGGCGAUAGAUUUCACAGAAAUAGACAAACCUAUGAUCAGAUUCCUUAGGCUGUUUCUUUGUUUGGUGGCGGAGAAAGCUUCGAGCGAGGAUCAUUUGAAAACUAUUUUUGAAAAGCUGAGAACGUCAAAGAAUAAACUUGUCAAACAAGGAGUUAAUUUAUUUCUACAAUAUUUUAUGCUUUCUGAUGGACAGUUUAUGACCGAACAUUCUUCACUUAAUGAACGUUUUCAAAUCAUGUUAUCUUCUUUAGGAAAAUCGCAUCAAACAUUUUUAUGAUAUUGGUUAGUUACUCUUGGAUUUUGCAUAUUGCCUUUAGGUUACAAUUGGACCUCCUGAAGUAUGCGCACCAAGAUGGCGCACAACCUGAACUCAGGUUGUGUACCAGGUUAGGAUUCAGGUUGUGCGAUAUUCUGGUGCGCAUCUUUCAGGAGUACCUUACAAUUUUUACUGGUGAUGUUGAAUGUGUAUGUAAUCAUGCGUCAAGAAUUUUUGUUUGUAUUGAUAUUUUUAGUCACUACAAUUCUGUUAUAAUUUUGAAUCUAUUCACUAGUUAAGAUAUGUAUUUGCCAAUAUCAUUUUGCACAAUCAAUCCCAUGUUAAGCAAAGUUAGUUACAAUUGACAAGAAAAGAUAACAGCUUCGAUAAUUUCUAAAAAUUGGAGAACAGCCAAAAAGCUUCAUUUUGCUUGGUACUAUGUCUAUGUGGUACUAUAUACUUAUCUGUUCUUCUAAAUUUAAGUUUGAAACUUUUUUGCUUAUAACAG